AUGAUGAAAUGUCCAUGUAACCGUUGUCUUCUAACCAAAUCUUUGUCAAAAGAUGAUAUCGAAGGUGACUUGAUGUGCUAUGGGUUUUUAAGCUCUUACACAAGUUGGAUACUACAUGGAGAGGAAGUGUGUGUCACAGGAAAUACAAGACUACCGUCUGAUGUUAAUGAGUCUGAAUUGGAUUCAACUUUGAAUCUUUUAGAUGACAUUUUUCCUGAUAUUAGUGUGAAUAUGCCUGGUGAAUAUGAAAAUGAAACGACCAGUCAACCUAUGGGCGCAGACAGACCAUCAACUUCCAGUGGAACCUUUGGAAAAGGAGAAAGUUUUGAUGAGUUGUUUGCUGAUUAUAAUCAAGAGCUGUAUCCAGACUGCACUAAGUUCACGAAGUUGUCCUUUAUACUGAAACUAUACCAUAUCAAAUGUAUGUGCAAGAUUAGUGACAAGGGAAUGUCCAUGGUGCUUGAUUUGAUGAAAGAAGCAUUUACACAUGCUAAAUUGCCAGAUUCGUUUAAUGAUAUGAAAAAGAUGCAGAAAGAGAGAUUUGCAAGGAUUAUGGAUUUCAUGGAUUCAGAGACACAACCUCCAGAUGAUUCACCGCAUUUAGAAACAAGUUUCAAUGCGCCUCCUCCACUUGCUCCAGAAUGUAAAAGCUUCAAAUGGAAAAUACAAGUGAUAGGUCAAUUAAGCAAUGAUGUGAAUUUGCUACCUAUCAAUUACAGUGAUUGGAGGAUGGUCAAUAUUCACACUAAAAGAAAAGCGUGGGAUGUUAUUCAGUCCAAAUUUUGGUUUGAUGAUCCAACGAUGAGAAAAGGAUAUGUGAUGAGUGCAUUGGGAAGCAGAUGCAAAGAUGUCAAACUACGUCUUUGGAAAGAACACAAACGAAAUGAUCAACUUCAAACAUUGCAGAAUCGACCCAAUAAUGUUCCUGAAGAACAAUGGGAGCAUUUUGUGCACAUGAGAUUUACUGAAAAAUGGAAGAAAAUGCAAGAGAGGAAUACAAAGAACCAAAAAAAACAUACUAUGCCUCAUGUAUGUGGAAGAAAGAGUUUCUCGAGAAAAAGAAAUGAUAUAACAAUCAGAACCGGAAAAACUCCAUGUCGAGCAGAGUUUUUUAUUGAGACGCGCACGAAACCUGAUGGAAGCUUUGUAUGUGAAGAGGCAAAAACACGAGCGGAAGCGCUUACAACUUUGUUGAAUCAAAAUUCUCAUGGCACAAGCAAUGUUGCAGCCACACUGGAUGAUGAAUUUGCUCAAGUUUUUGGUCCGGAGCGUCCAGGACGAGUACGUUGUGUUGGUCGAGGACCUACACCAUCAAAAUUGGUGAGACGUUGUACUGCAACUAGACAAGAGGUGGACAAUUCUGAAAUGGUCGUUGGGUUGCAGACACAAGUGAAAGAACUAUCAAAUCAAGUUAAGGGAAUGAGUACUUUCAUCCAACAAAUAAUUGGUACUUCAACCGGUGAACAGGCAAGAGCAUGGGCUGCAAGUUUUGCAGUAGCUUUUGCUAACAUACCAAACCCACCUUUCGCAAACAUACCGACUCCAUCUAAUCCUAAUCAGGAAAUGCAAUGAUGCAGGUGUCCAUGGAUAUUCAAAUGUUGGAAACUAUGCUGGUGAUCAUCAUAGAUUGAUUGUAUUAUGGAUGAAUUAUGUAAUUCAGAUGCUUGUAGAUUAAUUAGUAAUUCAGAUUUGUGUUUUUCUUUAAAAAAAUAUUUUUUCGUUUUCUAAAAUAUAAUAUUUUUAAUAUUAAUAAUAAAUACGGAAAUAAUAAAUAUUUUCAUCACUUUUUAUAAGUGAUACAUUUAAUUAGAAUCAUUUGUGAAAACUGAAAUAAAUGUAACAUCAAUUAUAAGUAAAUGAUACCAAUACUUUAAAUCGGUAACUAUAUAAUGAUACAUUUUUGAAUCACUUCUUAAAAUUGAUAUUAAUUAUAUGUCAGUUAUUUAUAAGUGAUACAAAUUAUUAAAUCAAUUAUUUUAAUUGAUAGAAAUACUUACAUCAUUUAAUAUAGUUGAUGUAAGAACUAAUAUCAUUUAUCAGAAAUUGAUACAUAAUAACAUCAUUUAUGUAAAUGAUGUAAAUAAUUUAUAUUUUUGUAUCAAUUAUUAAAUGAAUUGAUGUAAAUUAUUUGCAUCACCACUUUCAGAGUCACUUUUUUAAGUG
Messenger RNA from Brassica napus (rape), 2163 nucleotides. RefSeq lists its product as uncharacterized. The record is from RefSeq and is a predicted model, not a curated record. The coding region runs from base 1 to 1572 and encodes 523 amino acids. The transcript has 10 exons. Lineage: Eukaryota; Viridiplantae; Streptophyta; Magnoliopsida; Brassicales; Brassicaceae.